AUGUACUCUGAUCAACAGCCUCUGUCCUCUAAUUCCUCUAAUACCCCUCACUCUUACGGUACACGAAUACGACACAAUAUUACAAUAAAACCUUCAGCUCGCCUCAGACAGUCUCCAGUUCCUUUAAGAAAGCAAAAACAUUCAACUGCGUCCGACUUUCCUCCCCCACAUAUCGUACUACACCCAGAUGAUGCAAACAACAGAGUCUUUCUUGCCAUUGCUCGUUCUUUCCUUUCAAUUGAUAAUCGCGCUAUGACUAUAAAAGAUCUCGCAGAAAUGUCUGUUAAUCAUGGUCUCGUUUGUCAAAACGUUUCAGCAGCCAGUCAAGCAAUUACAACCUAUCUCCGUGUCCAUCAGGCCCGUUGCGAGGAACAACAAGAUCAUCCCCUCGUUCUGAGCCACCAACUCUCUGGCACUAUUUCCGAUGACGACCUCUUGCCGGCCCUCUACUCUCGCUCGGGGGGCGCACAUUGUACUGCUGUUGACAACCGAGCAACUAAUUUUAGAAAGGGUACUGCUGUCUGGUAUCUCAGUCGUGCUACGGGCGCUCCCUGUCCUUUUACUCCAGCUGGCAUCCGUCUUUCUGAUUACACUGAAGAUGGUAAAGUCGGAGCUUUCAUGGCGGCAAAGGCAAAGAAAAACAAAGUGGCAAAGCAAAGGCGCAUGGAGGAACAGCAGUGUGGACAGAAGCGGAAGCGACCGUUGAGGGGGUGUGUGGCCCGCGCCUCAAGUUCAGAUUCAGAAAAUGACGUGGAGAAGCGUCCACCCAAGGUCAAACUCACCCUUCGACUCAAACCUUUGCCUGCAUCCACCUCUCGCGAUAUCAUUGAUAUUUCAAGGGAUUCUUCUCAAGAUGAAUCAUCCAAUGAAUCUUCAGAUGACUCAAUGUCUGUCGUCUCGUCGGACGAUGAAUCGCUACCCACACAGGAAAAGGAACAAGAGGAGCCCUGGUCCCUUCCACCAUACCCCAGAAGAUCCAUCUCCAUUCCUUGUUACACACCUUCAUUUGAUGGCCCGUACCCUUUCUUUCCUCCACCGAUUCAACCAAACGACCCUUUCCGACGCUCUCCUUCCGCUGGCAGCAUUGGUUCUCCUCCCCCCGACUCGGAAGACGAGGCAGAUGAUUUCCAUAUCACGAUGACCCGCGCGGGCACCUUUUCUGAUGGCCUAGCAGAUGCGGACUUGGAUUCAGAUGACAGUGAAGCUGAUCGCGACACUCAGUGGGAAAGCCCAGGCCCUAGGUCUCCAUCUGCCCCCCUCAUUUCAUCACCCAACCACGUCACCGUCAAGGAGGAACCGAGAGAUGUGCAGGGAAUGUUGGAGGCUUGGGAUGACUUUGACUCUAGCGUUGCUGAUGCCAAGGUUGCAGAGGUUUUUUCUCAGGCUGCUGGAAGCGUAGACGUGUCAAUCAAACCAGAGACAUUUGACCUCUGGGAUUGGGACUCGAACCAAGAUAUCUCCACUGCAGAAUGGCCCAUUUCUCCCGACGACAGCGCUCGCGUCAAGCACGAAGACUUUGGCGUGGAUGCACUCUUUCCUGAAGCUUCUUCACCCCCCGUAUUAUCCCACAUCUUUCAAUCACCUUCCACACUCCCAUCCGAAUUUCUGCGGCACGAUGAGACACGCUAUGCUACCCUUCGUCCACGCUCAAAGACAGUCCCUGCCCCCUCUAGAUCCCAAGUUGAUCUACCCCUCACUCGCCUUACAACCUGCGAGUCUUCGACAUCCUUACCGUCUACGGCCCACUCGCUCGCAUCGCUCAUCCAAUGCAUGUCUAUGAAUUCUACAACAUCUGUGGCGCCUCAUCAGAUCCCCUCGCCACCCCCGCCCUGUGUGUCGCCGCAUGAAACCCGCUGCAUUGGAUCUUCUUCGACGCCUUCCGUUGUAGUAGUCCACACGUGCCAACCCUGCACAUCUGCCAUCAGUGCAACUCAAAUCGAGGAUAUUUCGGUGUAUCAAAUGAUGCUGGGCCCCUUUCUUCUUCUACGCCGCAUUGAUACCGAUUUUGUCAACCUGUCUCCUAUUGUGGCGUAUUCAGGUGCCCCACACCCCAUAUUAAGCGCCAUCCCCAACGCGACCGUGAUUACCAAAGGCUCUCCCAUCGUCUCCGGUGGCACAUGGGUGCCCCUGUCGGCCGCUCAAGCCUAUGUGAGAGACCACCCAUUACCAGGUGGCCUUCUCGACGUCUUUCUUUCCGACUCGCUCUUUGAGCGUUUUCCAUCUGCCUUGCAAGAUUUUCACCGAUCCAACGCACAGGGGAGGUUUUUAAAUCAAUUUGGCAGGCCGUUCGGGUCAACGCUUCAGGCGUCUUUGCUGUCUGUGCAAACAGAUACCGUAGCUCCCCAACAUCACCAAGGCAAUCCGCAAGGGGCUUGGGACCCCCUUCACGGCUGGGUACAUCGGGAUUCGACAGUCUUGCCUGCGUCUGGCCCGUUUGCACUUGGUGCUAUGGCCGUUAUCGACAAGCAUCAUGAAGAGAAGGAAACCCCUCUGAGUGCGACGGAACAACAGCUUUUCCACGAAUUGUGUGUGAUUCCCGACGAUUCCACGGCGCAAUUUGACGGAGAGGACGCGAGGUCGUAUUCGCCAAUGUCACCCCUCUCUCCCGUCCCAUCCGACCUCCCAGAAUUACCUUUGGUUCCUUCAGAAGACAUAUUGUCUGCUUCUCCUGGUGUUGAACACCCUGGUCGACCUUUACGUCGGUCGAGGCGGGUUGCUGAUGCGUUGGCUGCGCAAGGCCAGACACGAACUCGCUCGCGACGACGUGGUUCCCGAAAUUCUCUUUCUUGA
Molecule: messenger RNA, 2790 nt
Organism: Laccaria bicolor S238N-H82
Lineage: Eukaryota; Fungi; Basidiomycota; Agaricomycetes; Agaricales; Hydnangiaceae
Exons: 4
Coding region: 1-2790 (929 amino acids)
Molecular function (GO): DNA binding
Source: RefSeq, a predicted model, not a curated record